AUGGCCAAGUCCAGAUCCUCGAGCGAACAACUUCCUUCCUCGACUCCAGGCGGCUCACCAGCUCCGUACGGCUUCGCCAGCUACUACAACACAGCCACCUUGAACGCGCAACAUGCCGUUGGAACGCAACCUUACCCGCCCCCACGUCGUAAGAAACUCCCCAUGUUGGCACUCAUGCCUUUUGCUGCGGGGGUCCAUCCGUCUCCGAAGCCUCAAUCGCUUCAGAUACCAUACCAACAGCAGCAGACACAACAGUCGCUUCAGAUACCACAUCUCCAAACGCGGCAGCAGCAACAUCCACUUCAAAUACCGCACCAGCAUCAUCAUCAUCAUCAUCAGGGCCAAAAUCAACAACACAACCAUUACAAAUUCCAGCAAUAUCAACCACCGUCCCACCAAUACCAGCAACACCCCCAGUCUCAGGCUCAGGCUCAACCCACAAGUGCAACAUACACUCCAGUACCACCCUCUAUGAAAACUACUCCGACGUGAAAAAAAAACAAUCCUACUUUCGAGUCCUGAAAGUUUUCUCAUGCCCUAUCCCCUCCAUGACUACGUGUCUACCGCC
This is a messenger RNA of Periconia digitata, 568 nucleotides long. The record is from the annotation of a GenBank genome assembly. NCBI's taxonomy places the organism in Eukaryota, Fungi, Ascomycota, Dothideomycetes, Pleosporales, Periconiaceae.